CCGCUCUGUCCGCGUGCUGCUGUGAGUUCAGUCAGUGAGAGAAGGCUCGCGACCAGUUCAACUCCACUGCGCUCCAACGGUUAUCAGUUUACCGUUAACUAACCUACUAACUAACCAGCUUUUUGGGAUUUUAACGAAACCGCUUGUGGACCUAACGGCUGACGGUGUCUUUAAUCAGGUCAAUUGGCAGUAAAACAGCCCUAUGAUGGAGGAACUUCAUGAUGUCCAGCUGACUGAGAUCAAACCACUGCUGACAGGACAGAAUGGGGGAAAUCUCCAGGACUUUGAUUGUCAGGAGCAUGAUGUGGAGACAACCCACGGUGUGCUUCACGUUACCAUGAGGGGAGUUGCUAAGGGCAACCGACCCACAAUCCUCACCUACCAUGACAUCGGACUCAACCAUAAGUCUUGUUUCAACAGCCUCUUUAACUAUGAGGACAUGCAGGAAGUGACACAGCAUUUCUCAGUUGUGCAUGUUGAUGCUCCAGGACAGCAGGAGAAUGCUCCCGUAUUCCCAGCCGGGUACCAGUAUCCUACCAUGGACCAACUGGCUGAGAUUCUACCAUCCGUCCUGACACAGCUUCAGGUGAAGAGUGUGAUUGGUAUCGGUGUUGGAGCUGGAGCCUACAUCCUCACCAAACUUGCUCUGAAUGAGCCCAGCUUGGUGGAGGGUUUGGUUCUGAUCAACAUUGACCCCUGUGCUAAGGGCUGGAUGGACUGGGCUGCCUCUAAGCUGAGCGGUUGGACAAGCAACCUGGUGGACACCAUCAUGGGACACCAUUUCAGCACUGAUGAGUUAACAGAGAAUAAGGAGAUCGUCCAGACAUACAGACUCCACAUCUCUCAGGAUAUACCGCUGGAUAACCUGGCCAUGUUCUUCAACAGCUAUGACAGUCGUACUGAGUUGCAGAUGGAGCGGCCGGUCCCUGGUUUGAAUGAAACCAUAGCCACCACACCCAGGUGUCCUGCUCUGCUGGUGGUCGGAGACACGUCACCUGCCGUCGAUGCAGUGGUGGAGUGUAACUCCAGAAUGAAUCCCACCAAGACAUCCCUGCUCAAGAUGGCAGACUGUGGAGGACUUCCUCAGGUGGUUCAGCCUGGAAAGCUUGCGGAGGCCUUCAAGUACUUUGUCCAGGGGAUGGGCUACAUCCCUCAUGUUGUAAUAAACCACCUGAGCAGUCAAUCAGUGCCCACUGCUGGUAUGACCCGGCUGGUUCGCUCCAGGACUCACUCUGCUUCCAGUGUGGGCUCCACAGAUGGCGUCCGGAGCUGCAGCACUGCCGGGGCACUGCCAGAGGGCGCUAACUGCACCAGCCCCGGACAGACAGCAGUACACAUCGAAAUGACCGCAUAGGACUGUUUCCCUGUUCUGCUUCCUCCUUCUUUACUCCGUCAUUAUUCUUCUUUUCCUCCCCUCCCUCAGUUGCAGUCGGACCUUUUCUUCGCCUUGGAUGCAGUUCUGCUGUUUUAGUUCUUCCUAAAGAACUGAGAAGCAUCACAUCCCACCUCCCAUAACGUAGAGAUGAAGGUUGUCAGAUAUGUCCUCCUAAGAAUCUUCCCUGUGAGUUUGACCAGUGUCAUAGACGUUUUGGUGUGAGCAGCAGCCAUGUUGGCUCUGUUAUCCUGUUCUCCCUCCUCCCUGGAGCCAUGCGAUUGCCAUGGUGACGCUGUAGAUGUACAUGAAGUUCAGUCAGUCCUUAUUUAUACAGUUGUGUCGUAUUUCUACAGAUGUAGUUUUCUCAGGUCACACAAAAUCUUCACCCUCCUCUUCCUUUUACUGUGGUCCUGAUCCCUUAUUUUUAUCUUAUUGUAAUCAUAAUUAUUUUGCCAUGAUUGGUGUUGGUGGUACUGUUUGUUGAUAUGAAGCUCGUUUCUCAAGUGAUGAACCUUUUUCCUACCUGUAAAAUUAAAUUUAAGGGAGUAUUUCACCAAUAA
Molecule: messenger RNA, 1935 nt
Organism: Amphiprion ocellaris (clown anemonefish)
Lineage: Eukaryota; Metazoa; Chordata; Actinopteri; Pomacentridae
Product: protein NDRG3-like
Exons: 17
Coding region: 203-1354 (383 amino acids)
Biological process (GO): signal transduction
Cellular component (GO): cytoplasm
Source: RefSeq, a predicted model, not a curated record